This is a messenger RNA of Plasmodium falciparum 3D7, 6021 nucleotides long. RefSeq names its product putative GTP-binding protein. The record is from RefSeq and is a predicted model, not a curated record. Gene Ontology annotation, molecular function: GTP binding. NCBI's taxonomy places the organism in Eukaryota, Apicomplexa, Aconoidasida, Haemosporida, Plasmodiidae.
AUGUUUAUGAAAUUCAUAUAUGCUUGGUCGAUAUACAUCUUGAUAUACACUAAAUGUAACUCUUAUAUUCUGAGAAAAAAAUAUUUGGAUAAUUUAUUUUUUGUUAAUUAUGACACAGUUCCCUUAUACGAUUAUAAUAGGAGGUGUGUUAUAUAUGACAAAGCAAAUAAAAGAUGGAAAUUGAGAAACCAGAGAAUAUAUAAAAAAGAACAAAAUGAUGAAAGAGAAAAAGGAAAGGUUAAUAGGUUUACAAGGUGUUAUCUCCUAAACAAUAAUGAAUUUAGACAAUAUGAUAAAAAAUUAAAGAAGAGAAGAAAAGAGAAAGAAGGAAUUCUUUUUAGUAAGUUUGAUAAGAUGUUCAAAGAAUCAUUUAAUGAAGAUGAUAAAUUAAAGAAAAGCGAAUUAAUAUCCAUCUUAGCUUGUAUAUGUACAAAUAUUGUAAUAGAAUUUUUAAAAUUAAAAGAAGAAAAGAAAACUGAAGAUUUCACUUAUACUUUUGAUUAUAGUGUUAUGAAUGUUUUAAAAAUGGUAAAUUUUGAAUAUGACGUAAAUGAAGAAUUAAAAAAACAAAAAAAAAAAAAAAAAAUGAAUAAAACAUAUACAUCAUUAUAUGGAGAAAUUAAAGGAGGAGGUAAUAAAAAAAUUGAUGAUUAUAAUGACAACAUACAUAUGAAAAAAAAUGAGGAUCCAACAAUUAAUAAUUCUUUAUUUAAUGAAGAAAGGAUAGGUGCAAAUGAUAAAAUAGAAAUGUUUGAAGAAACGAAAGAAAUAAAUAUUGAUAUUAAUAAUAAAAACACAAAAGAAGAAAAUGAAUUAUUAGAUAUGUAUAUUCAAAAACUCGAAUUUAAUACAUUAGAAAUGAAUGAAAUUAAAACAUAUAUUGAUUUAUUUUUUGGAAAAAAUACAUAUGAAAAAGUUUUUGUAAAAAAUAAUAUAAAUAUUAAUAAAAUAUUUGAUGUGUUGCAUACAGCUUUAUUUGAUAAGACACAAGAAAGAGAAAAUGUCAUGCAACUACAACAAUUUGUUGAUAAUCAAGAAAAGAAAUUAAAUGAAAAAAAAAUUAAUGUUAGAAAUAUUAAUACAUUUAAUGAUUAUUUGGAUAAAUAUGUGUCAUUAGAAGAGGAGAAAAAUAUUAAUGAUCUUGAUAAUAUUUUGUAUGAUGAUGAAAAGUAUGAGUCGGAGCAAGAGAGGACGAGCGAAAAGAAGUGUAUGCGUAAAAAAAAAAAAAAGGGAACAAAAUCAUUAGAUAGGGUCAACAUGGAUAUUGACAAUGAUGGUGAUAAUAAUAAUGAUGAUGAUGAUAAUAAUAAUGAUGAUAAUAAUAAUGAUGAUAAUAAUAAUAAUGGUGAUGAUGAUAAUAGUGAAGAUAAUGACAAUAGUGGUGAUUAUUAUGACAAUAAUGGUGAAGAUAAUGACAAUAAUGGUGAAGAUAAUGACAAUAAUGGUGAAGAUAAUGACAAUAAUGGUGAAGAUAAUGACAAUAAUGGUGAAGAUAAUGACAAUAAUGGUGAUUAUUAUGACAAUAAUGGUGAUUAUUAUGACAAUAAUGGUGAUGAUAAUGACAAUAAUGGUGAUAAUAAUGACAAUAAUGGUGAUAAUAAUGACAAUAAUGGUGAUGAUAAUAAUAAUAAUUAUAAUAAUAUUGAUAAGGAUAACACCAAUAAUAGUAAUAGUAAUAAGCAUAGGAAGCAUGACAAUUAUUACAAUGAGCUUUCUAAUGAUCAGCAUAAUAAGGAUAAUCACAAUCCAAAUAAUCAUAAUAUGAAUCGAAAGACACAACAUAAUAAUAGUCACGAGGAAGAGAACAGAUAUAUUAAUAAAAUUCAUGUGAAGAAUAUAGAGGAAGAUAGAAACUUUUCAAAAAAUAAUAAUGAAGAUAAAAAAAAAAAUCAUGAAGAAGAAAAAAAAUUUUUAAGUGGUCUUUCCUAUGCCCUAAUUAAAGGUUGUAAUAUACAAAUGGAACAUAAGGAAGAAAAAAUGAAUGAAGAAAAAAAUGAGUGUUGUACUACACAUUAUGAUGAUAAAAAACUUGAAUCUUGUCAUGAUAAUCAGAAUCAUAUUAUAUUAUUAAAUUUUAUUUAUGAUAAUAAAUACAAUAUAGAAUUUCGUACAGAUGUUGGUGUUGUAGCAUAUGAUUUAUUGAAGAACGAAUUUGUGGAGGAUAAUAUUGAAGAAUGUCUUAUUAAAGAUAUCAAAUUAAAUCAUGUAUUUAAUAAAGAUAUUAUAAAUAUAUUUGAAAAUAUUAUAAAAAAUCUAAAUUUAAAUGUAAUAUGUUCUUUACCAUAUAAAAAACGAUUUUAUGAAAAACAAAAAUUAAUUAAAGAUAUUAAUAACAAAAUAAAUUUCCAUAAUUUGAAUGAUGAAAUGCUACAUAUGUUAUUAUAUAUUUAUUUUAUUAUAUGGGGAGAGGACUUGCAUUUUUAUGAAUUAAAAAAGGUUCAUAUAGAACCUAUAAAAAAAGAAGAUAUAAAUAAAUCAAUGAAUACAAAUAAUUAUGUAGAUAAUAAAAAUGAAAAUAUAUUAUCUGCACAUAAUUUCUUUGUAAAUUUUAAUUAUAAUGAUAAUGACGAUAUAAUAAUAGAUAGUGAUACAUAUAAUAAUAAUUUAUCCAAAAAUAAAAAUAAUCUAUUUGAUUCUACAUUUUUUGAGAAUGAUUAUAUAUCAUUAAAUUUAAAAAUAUUUAUUAAUAAUAAAAAAGAAAUAAAUAAUUAUGAUGAACUAAAAAAUGCUUUUAAUAUAUAUAAAUGUAAUCUUAGUGAAUAUAUACAAAAUUUUUUAAAGAGCAUAAAUGAAAAAGACCUUAAUUUUGUAACUCCAGAAUAUUUUGUAAAAAAUUAUAUAUAUAAUACAAAUGAUGAAUUUAUAAAUAUAACAGAAAUUUUAUAUAAAUGUAAAUUACAAAAGAAAUAUAUCUCAUUAUAUCCAGAACAAACUAAUAGUAUGGAAAGAAAUAAAAAGACACAUUUUAAAUUAUAUUAUUCUUGUCCAACAUCGGCUCCUUUGGUUAAUACAAAAAUAAAAAUGUUACAAAAUAAAUAUGGAUUUAUAAAAAAUUUUAAAUCAAAUAUAUUUAAAAUAAACAAAAAAAAUAAUAAUAAUAUUAUUAAAUAUUAUCAUGAUUGUAAUUAUAAUAAAAAUGAUUAUGAUUGUAAUAAAAAUGAUUAUGAUUAUAAUAAAAAUGAUUAUGAUUAUAAUUAUAAUAAUUCAGAGACCCCUGUUGGAAGAUAUUCAUUUUUUUUAUUUUCUAAAAACAAAAAAAAAUAUGAAACUGUAAAUAAAAAGGAGAAAUCCAAAUAUUAUCAAACUAUUAAUGGAAAUAAUAAUAUAUCUACGACUUGUGAUUUUCUAUCGAAUGAGCAAUUUGACGAAGAAAUAGAAAAUUUUGAACACAUAGAUAAUAUAUUAGGACAUCAUAAUUAUGAUAAUUUUAAUGAAGAAGAAAUAGAAAACACAAAUACAAAACAGGAUCCUUCAAAUAAAAUUAAUCAUUAUGAAAAGAGUAAAAUGGAUAAAUCUAAUGGUCCUACAGAUAAUAAUAAUUUAACAUGUGAAAGAACAAAAAGUAGUAAUAAUAAUCCUUAUUUGCAAAAAAUGUUCGAGAAACAAAAGUAUAUGAAUAAUAUUUUAAGUUUGACAAAUAUGAAUAAUAAUAUAAAACAAAAUGUUCAUGUAUUAAGUUAUGAAGAUGCAUAUAGUAAUAUAAAAAAUGAUUUGAAAAAUAAAUCAAAGGAUAAAAAAAAAAAAAAAAGGAACCAAAAUGAUGAUAAUGAUUAUAAUGAUGAUGAUAAUGAUUAUAAUGAUGAUGAUAAUGAUGAUGUUAAUAAUGAUGAUGAUAAUAAUAAUGAUAAUAAUGAUAAUAAUAAUAAUUAUUAUUAUCAUAAUAAUAAUAUGGAUGAACAAAAUAAUAUUCUUGAACAAAUUGAUGAGGAAAAAAUUGAGAAACAGUUAACAUCGUUACUGCAAAAUAAAGAUAAUUAUGAUAUGAUAAAAGAGAAUGAAGAAAAAAAAAAAAAUAAGGAAUUAGAAAAAUUGAAUAAUGAAAAAGAAAAAAUUAGCACAUUUUUUAAAAAUAUGAAUGUUGAAAUAAAAUUAAACAAAAAUGUUUGUGUAGGAUGUGGUGCUAUAUUUCAAUCAAAGGAUAUGAAUAAAUUUGGAUUUUUAAAAAAUGAUAUAUAUGAAAAAAUCAUAAAUAAAGAUGAGGAUUUAGAUAAAAAAAAUAUAUUAAGUGAAAUUUAUGAAGAAAAUAAAAAAACAAAUACUAAUAUAUCAGAUAUUAAUAUAAUAUAUAAAAAUGAUACUAUAAAUGAAUUAUACAAAUUAAAAGAAAUGAAUAUUAAAAAGAUGUCUGAAGAUGAUAAUAAGAAGAUACAGUAUGAUGAGGAUCAUAAUGUUAAUAAUAAUAAUAAUAAUAAUAAUAUUGAUAAUAAUUUUUUAAAAGUUCAAAAUAAUAUAAAUAAAAAUGAGAUGGAUGAAGAUAUUAUGGAUCAGAAACAAUAUAUAUGUAAACGGUGUUUUGAUUUAAAACAUAAAAAUAAAAUAACUAAUAAUUUAAUUAUUAAUUAUACUAAUAAUAAUGAAAUAAAUGUACAAGAUUUUGAAAAGUAUGUUAUAAAUAUAUUUAAAAAGAAAUGUUUUAUUAUAUAUAUUGUUGAUGUCUUAGAUUUGUAUGUUUAUUCAAAUUUGAAGAAAUUAUUUAAUCUUUAUAAAAAGUUGCAUAAUGAUAAAAGUAAAUUGGAAGGUUUUUAUUUUUGUGUAAAUAAAAUUGAUUUGUUAUCAAAUUAUAAAGAAUUUACAGUGAAAAAUUAUAUUUACAAUUUUUUAAAAAGUAAUAAAAUCAAUGUAUUAUUUAAAAAUAUUUUCCUUGUGAGUGCAAAAACGGGAUAUAAUGUAAAAAAAUUAAUUUAUACUGUUUUUAUGAGGAGCAAAAAUAUACUUCGAAAUACUAAGAAAAAAAAUAAACAAAAUUUGGAUGAAGAAGAAGAAGAUACAGAAGAGGAUGAAGAUAUGGAUUCAUUACAAUGUGGAAAUGAUAAACAAGAAAAAAAAAAAAAAAAAAAAAAAAGUAAAACAUUUCUUUUUGAAAAUUUGUUAAAUAUUAAUUCUAAUAAUGAUGAUAUAAAAUGUGAUGAUAAAAAUAAUCAUACUAAUAAUAAAAUAGAUGAUCUUAAUGAUUAUGAUUUAAUUAAAUAUAGAAAAGAGCUAUUCUCAAAUGAUAAUAAGAAUAAUUUCUUAAAUGAACAAUUGGAUGAGAAUAAUUAUAAUGAUAAUGAUUUGAAAAAUUAUUAUUCAAAAAAUGUAAAUAUAUAUAUUGUUGGAAAUGCAAAUAGUGGUAAAUCAUCAUUAAUAAAUUAUUUACUUAAAAACGUUAAGAAUAAAGAAAAGAAAAAUUUUUUAAUUAGUCAUAGUAUAAUACCAGGUACAACAUUAAAAAACAUUAAAAUAAAAUUAAAUAAAAAUAUAACAAUUAAUGAUACACCAGGAAUUAUAUCUAAUAAUUCAAUUUUAUCAUAUUUAAAUUUUGAAGAAUUAAAAUAUGUUGUAUGUAAUAAAUUAAAAAAUAAAAUCACAUCUAUAUAUAUCAAUGAAAAUGAUUAUAUUUUUAUUGGAGGUCUUCUAUAUAUUCAUAUAUUAAAUAUUAAAAAAUAUUAUUCAAUUAUGUCUUUUUUUUUAUCUGAAAAACUACCAAUAAUUAAAAGAAAAAAUUUCUCAAAAGAUCCAUCUAUGUUUAUCAAACAAAAAAUAAAAACUGGUUUUCUUUAUCCACCAUUUAAAGAAGAAAGAUUUGAUGAGAUUAAUAACUUUAAAAAAUAUUAUUUUAAUAUAAAUAAUCAAGCUGUAGAUAUUAAAAAUAGUAGUUAUGACAUACAUAUUCAAGGAAUGGGAUAUAUUACUUUUUAUUCUUUUGAAAAUAUCGAAUUCAAUUUGUAUACUUUAAAAAAUGUUGAUGUUAUGUCAAGACCGUCUAUAAUGCCUUAUCAUAAAAAAUUUGGUAAAUUGAAUUUUACAAAAAAAUUGAAAUGA